Messenger RNA from Drosophila melanogaster (fruit fly), 6331 nucleotides. RefSeq names its product beta amyloid protein precursor-like (gene Appl). The record is from RefSeq and is marked reviewed. Gene Ontology annotation, molecular function: transition metal ion binding; heparin binding. Gene Ontology annotation, cellular component: membrane. Lineage: Eukaryota; Metazoa; Arthropoda; Insecta; Diptera; Drosophilidae. Bases 193 to 2865 code for a protein of 890 amino acids. The transcript is spliced from 12 exons.
AGGACCCCGAGAACCAGCGACAAAGUGUUAAACGAAUAGCCAACAAAGCAAAUACAAUUAACCAGAACUGGAAGCACGUCAGUCCAGCCGCAGAAGCAGCUAAGUUCAGACCAAACUCGGAGAUUCCCAGCCAGGAGAUAGGACCAGGAGCCAACCAGACGAGGAGCAAAGAAGCAGAAAAGAGUGCGAACAAUGUGCGCCGCGCUGCGUCGUAAUUUGUUGCUGAGGAGCCUCUGGGUCGUCCUGGCCAUUGGCACUGCUCAGGUUCAGGCCGCAUCGCCGCGAUGGGAGCCCCAGAUUGCCGUUCUCUGUGAGGCCGGACAAAUCUACCAGCCGCAGUAUCUUUCCGAGGAGGGACGCUGGGUGACGGACCUUAGCAAGAAGACAACCGGUCCCACAUGUUUGCGUGAUAAAAUGGAUUUGCUUGAUUACUGCAAGAAGGCCUAUCCCAACCGAGACAUAACCAACAUUGUGGAGUCGUCCCACUACCAGAAGAUCGGCGGCUGGUGUCGCCAGGGGGCAUUGAAUGCGGCUAAGUGCAAGGGAUCCCACCGAUGGAUCAAGCCAUUCCGCUGUCUCGGACCAUUCCAAUCUGACGCCCUGCUAGUUCCCGAGGGCUGUCUGUUCGACCACAUCCACAACGCCUCCCGAUGCUGGCCAUUUGUGAGGUGGAACCAAACCGGAGCAGCCGCUUGCCAGGAGCGCGGAAUGCAGAUGCGCAGCUUCGCCAUGCUUCUGCCCUGCGGAAUCUCGGUCUUCUCCGGAGUGGAGUUCGUCUGCUGUCCCAAGCACUUCAAAACCGAUGAAAUUCAUGUAAAGAAGACCGACUUGCCGGUGAUGCCGGCAGCUCAGAUCAAUAGCGCCAAUGACGAGCUGGUGAUGAAUGACGAAGACGACAGCAACGACUCGAACUACUCGAAGGAUGCCAAUGAAGACGAUCUGGACGAUGAGGAUGAUUUGAUGGGUGAUGAUGAGGAGGACGAUAUGGUGGCGGAUGAGGCAGCUACCGCAGGCGGAAGCCCCAACACCGGUUCCUCAGGUGACUCAAAUAGCGGAUCUUUGGAUGACAUAAAUGCGGAGUACGAUAGCGGAGAGGAGGGUGACAACUACGAGGAGGACGGUGCUGGUUCCGAAAGCGAGGCUGAGGUUGAGGCCUCCUGGGAUCAGAGCGGAGGGGCGAAGGUUGUGUCCCUAAAAAGCGAUUCCUCAUCCCCGUCUAGCGCUCCGGUUGCUCCCGCCCCCGAGAAGGCACCUGUGAAGUCCGAAUCGGUCACGAGCACUCCUCAGCUGUCUGCCUCUGCCGCUGCUUUUGUAGCUGCCAAUUCUGGAAACUCGGGAACCGGAGCCGGAGCACCACCAUCCACUGCACAACCCACAUCGGAUCCCUACUUCACCCAUUUUGAUCCGCACUACGAGCACCAGAGCUACAAAGUAAGUCAGAAACGCCUUGAGGAAUCGCACCGCGAGAAGGUCACGCGCGUUAUGAAGGACUGGUCCGAUCUCGAGGAGAAGUACCAGGACAUGCGCCUAGCGGAUCCCAAGGCAGCCCAGUCAUUUAAGCAGCGGAUGACGGCUCGCUUCCAGACUUCUGUUCAGGCACUCGAGGAAGAAGGCAACGCCGAGAAGCACCAGCUGGCCGCCAUGCACCAGCAGCGCGUUUUGGCCCACAUCAACCAGCGGAAGCGCGAGGCCAUGACCUGCUACACCCAGGCCCUGACUGAGCAGCCCCCGAAUGCCCACCACGUUGAGAAGUGUCUACAGAAGCUGCUGCGCGCCCUGCACAAGGACCGGGCCCACGCCUUGGCCCACUACCGGCACCUAUUGAACUCUGGAGGACCUGGUGGACUAGAAGCAGCUGCUUCGGAGCGUCCACGCACGCUGGAGCGCCUAAUCGACAUCGAUAGAGCCGUAAACCAGUCGAUGACCAUGCUCAAGCGCUAUCCGGAGCUCUCCGCCAAGAUUGCCCAGCUGAUGAAUGACUACAUUCUGGCACUGCGCAGCAAGGAUGACAUUCCCGGCUCCUCGCUGGGAAUGAGCGAGGAGGCGGAGGCCGGCAUUCUGGACAAGUACCGCGUCGAGAUCGAGCGCAAGGUGGCCGAGAAAGAGCGACUACGGCUGGCGGAGAAGCAGCGCAAGGAGCAGCGUGCCGCUGAGCGGGAAAAACUGCGCGAGGAGAAGCUGCGCCUGGAGGCCAAAAAGGUGGACGACAUGCUCAAGUCACAGGUGGCCGAGCAGCAGUCCCAGCCGACCCAGUCGUCAACCCAAUCGCAGGCGCAGCAGCAGCAGCAGGAAAAGAGCCUUCCCGGCAAGGAGCUGGGUCCCGACGCAGCUCUGGUCACAGCGGCCAAUCCCAACCUAGAGACCACCAAAAGCGAGAAGGAUCUGUCGGACACUGAGUAUGGGGAGGCAACAGUGAGCACCAAGGUGCAGACCGUGCUGCCAACGGUCGACGACGAUGCCGUCCAGCGGGCAGUGGAGGACGUAGCCGCCGCCGUCGCCCACCAGGAGGCCGAGCCGCAGGUGCAGCACUUCAUGACCCACGACCUGGGCCACCGCGAAUCGAGCUUCUCGCUGCGCCGCGAGUUCGCGCAACAUGCACACGCGGCCAAAGAGGGCCGCAACGUCUACUUCACGCUCUCCUUCGCCGGGAUCGCCCUGAUGGCGGCCGUUUUCGUUGGCGUGGCCGUGGCCAAAUGGCGAACAUCGCGCUCGCCGCACGCCCAGGGCUUCAUCGAGGUCGACCAGGUGGGUUGUCAGAACGUCACAACACACCAUCCCAUUGUGCGCGAGGAGAAGAUCGUGCCCAACAUGCAGAUCAAUGGGUACGAGAAUCCGACCUACAAGUAUUUCGAAGUGAAAGAGUAAGCGAGAUGGCAAGAUGGCAGCAUGGGCGCGGCUGGCAAGAGCGAGCGAGUGGCACACAUCAACAACAACAGUAAACGCAACUGCAGCCACCGCGAUUUCAAAAUGGAAAAACUUAAGCGUAUUAUUAAAGCAGAUGGGAAGAGAAAUGAUUUUUUUUCGUGAAAUGAGCGCAGUUUCAAUAAGAAAGAAUGAAAGGGUAGAAGAAGAAAGAUAAAUUCAAUAAAUGGUAAUAUAUCUAUAUAUUAAAUUAAAGCAAGCAGAAAGGCAACAAUAUAAAGCAAGCAAUUAAAUUUAAGUAUUUGAAUGUUUAACAAAACGCCGUAAACAUCCUUUCCAGCUCUCUCUUUCUCUUCCCCUGUCUCUGUCUCUGUCCCAUCACCACACACACACACAUCAACAACAAUGGCACACACUCACACACACUUGCCUCUAACUUUGUGAUUCUUCUUGAGCGCCAGCUACGCAAAGAGAGUAGAAGUGCUGAAGUGAAGAUCAUACACGCAGCCGAACGAAGAGUGGUGGAGCGGGGGAGGAGAGGAUGGAGAAGAGCGGAAGAAGAGCAAAACAAAAGAUAUUCCUAGUAAAUAAAUUGUCGACACACACAUCACAUCCACAUUCAAACACCGAGUCACCCGCAGAACAGUCACACCCACACUCACACAUACAGUGUCAGGAAUGCGCAAAAAAGACACAAACGCAUUCAUGCCUGCUUCGUAGCAUAUUUUUGAGCGUUUCGUGGCAUUAGAACGCUUGCAAGCCGAUCGCAAUUCUUACCAAAAACCUACGCCAUUAAUUAGAGCGGCAGCGAGAGCUAAAAGAUAAGAGCAGGAGGCAGAAACACCAACACACAGACACGGAAUCUCGCACACUGAGACACUUGUGAACCUAAGAGCUACCUACGCGUACUAAUCCCUAUACGAUCGUGCAUAUGCGCUUGUGUAUAUGUCGAACUUUCUCUCUCUGUAAGCCACACACACUCACCAGAGAAGGGAAUAGAACACACAAACCAUACACAAACCACACACGCAUACACGCAAAAUAUAUACAAAAUAUUUACAGCAAAGCCAGAAGAAAUGUCCAUAAAUGUAUUUAUGUAUCUAUACACGAGCCACACAAAGCAAAGGUCGAAGGUCAGCCAGCUAGGGAAGAAUGACGACGCUUGGCGGGCUUUGAAUAUAAUAUACGAAUCAGCUAUGUAACAGAAACAAUGCAAAACGCUAAGCUAAUUGCAGACAGAAACAAAAGAAGGAAAACCAAAUAUUAAAAUGAAAGCGAACAAAUUUUAGAACUUUUUCUGCAUAUUUUGUGUGUAAGUCGAUGGUCGAACAAAAACAACAAGAACAAAAAGAAUUUCUCUCUUUUUUACGUACAUUUUCACCGAAAAGACAGCACAAAACAAGACAGCAGUUACAACUCACAACUCACAGCUCACACCCACACAGCACACACACACACACACACACGCUGCACACACACACACACACACACACUGAACGGAGCCCUUGAGCCAAGUAGAGUUGAGUUGUUGCAUUUCAUAUCGAAGGCUUCGCAAGUGUUGCAUAAUUGCCUUAGAGCCAACUGCGGCAGAAAUCAGAUAAGCGGGCUCGGCGAAUCGCAAAAUCCAGAGAGCUCGCAGCUCGGAGACGGCACCACCUGGAGUGGACGCUUCGAAGAACCCGAGGCCCAGAGAUAAACCAAUUUGAAACGGCUAGUUCAUUUCACGGCUCGAUUGCUUGGCAAAUAUUUGGCCUGUUUUGUUCGAGCAUCGAGAUACUGUUACUCAAUCAAGCCCAAUAAUCGAAAUGCUUUCCCCGCUGAAAGCCGACAAGUGGCUGCCCUUCUCAGUUCGUUUUCCAUUUACGAUUUACGUUUAAUUUCCAUUGCCAAAUUGGCCAUUUUCUUGGUGUGACUCACUUCGGCUGAGAUUAAGUGAAAGCACACACUAACACAUCACAGCUGAAAUUCAUGUUCAGAUCAAAGCUAAAUCAAAAGUGCAGCGAAAGUCGAUAUUUUUCAAAUGUACAAAAACAAAACUGGAAACUGAGAAAACAACACCUAAAUUCAAACCAAAAUAUUUGCUGUACCUCAAAAUAUAUAUAUUCUGUUUCAUACAUUAAUUUGUGACUAGCCAGCUUUCGAUCGGUUUAAGCUUAGGCAUUAUUCGUGGCCCCAUUUUCAGCAUAAGUUCUCAUUCGAAUUAAACUAAAUUGUAUUGGCAAUUGGCAAUUGGCAAUUUGAACGGCAUGAAUCUUGGGAUUGUUUAGAUCACUUGGCUCUAUUGAAAAGAUCCGGGCUAAGAUUGUUACCACGUUUUAAAAGCAUGGCAAUCAAGGCAAAUCAACGGCGCUCCGCGACACACACAUAAACAGACGCGUUAUAUAAUGUAUUACAAACAUAUAUAUAUUUCAAGAGGAAAACCCAAAUGGCAAAUCAACUACACAAAAAGCAAAUAAGAAGAAAUCUUACUAGUCAAAGCUUGAAUAUUUUUUAUUUUAUUCAUUAAUGCAACAAGAACAACAACAAAAAUGAAAAAAGUAUACAUAUAUAUAAAUAAAAAAAAACAACAAAAAAAGAAAAAACAAUUGAUAUUUACACUUAGUGAAGCAAAAAGCAAAACAAAAAACAAAAAAAGCGAAAAGUAUAAGCGAAGAAAGGAACAAAAAAACAAAAAUGAUGCAAAUGUGUAAGAAAUAAACCCCGUCCUGCAUAAAUAAAAUUAAAUAAAAGAAUAAAAUAAAUGGAAACGUAUAGAAUAUCAUAAAGUAAAGAAGAUUUACACGAAAAUUAAAUGCAAAACAAACAAACAAAAUACGAGAAAGCAAGAACAACAAAAUUAUAAUGAAAUCGCAUGUGUUUUUGUCGUAGUCUCAUCAUUGAAAACCAAGUGAAAGUAAAUAAUAUAAUAAUAAAAAAAAAAAAACAAGUAAAUUGUAAUGAGAAGAAACAGCAAAUAAGAGCAACAAUUUGUGUAAUUCUUUUAGUCGAACUAUGAUUUUUUGACGAGCAGAAAACUAAGUUGGAGAAAAGUAUAUAAAAAUUUAAAUAUUAAAUGUACUCGAAGACAAUUGUAAUUGCAACAAUAAUUGUACGCUACAUAUACUAUUAUAAUUGUGGAAAUAUUUCAGCAUUCUGUCCUGGCGACUAAGCCCCGAUAUUUGAUCUUCGAUCGACGAUCGACGAUCGACGAUCUUUGAUUCUUGUCAAUCUAUCCGGUUGGAUAUGUUGGGCAUUAUUACACUAUAGCCGGGGGCGCAAGGAACCCAGGAAAAGCCAGGAAAAUUGUAUAAUGUUUCACACAAAGAUCCAAUAAUGGAAAACCAAAUAUAAAACGUAAGAAUGCGGAGGAAAUACAGAACAACAAAGAAAAGAAAACCAAAACAAUUCUCAAUGUAUAAUCAUAUAAUUUGAUUUUGAAUUUUUGUGUUCUUUUUCGAAAUAUUUUGCAUAAAUAAAAUAAAAUAACAGG